Actinia tenebrosa (Australian red waratah sea anemone) is the source of this 1272-nucleotide messenger RNA. RefSeq lists its product as uncharacterized. The record is from RefSeq and is a predicted model, not a curated record. Gene Ontology annotation, molecular function: damaged DNA binding. Gene Ontology annotation, cellular component: nucleotide-excision repair factor 1 complex. Gene Ontology annotation, biological process: nucleotide-excision repair, DNA damage recognition; UV-damage excision repair; base-excision repair. NCBI's taxonomy places the organism in Eukaryota, Metazoa, Cnidaria, Anthozoa, Actiniaria, Actiniidae.
AUUUGUGUAUCUUUACGCUUGGGGUUCCUGUGGUGAAGGUCAAUAUGGCGGACAUUUCAAAACAAGAAACAGUAGAAUCAGAUGAACAAGAGCUCAGCAAAGCCUCCGCUAAAAGGAAAUAUCUCUUAGUAGAUGCAGACCUAGAGGAUUUAGAUCACGAACUAAAGGAUAAUCCAUUGAGCAAAGCAUAUGCUCCCAUGAAGGUUUUUAAAGCAGGUGAGGUAAAAAGAGUUGCAAUUGAUAAAUGGGGGAGUUUGGAAAACAUAAAAAUUGAACAGCAAAAGAGAAACGAGAGACAGACAAACUUGACAGAACAGAGAGAAAAUGAAAUGAGACAGUUCUGGGAUCGCGAAGAAACUUAUGAACCAAUGAAGAAGUUUAUGGACAAAAUUGAUCUUCCAAAAACAAAUUUAGCAGAAGAGCAAAGUGCAGAUGGUUGCAAGAAUAUUCUAUCCAGUGAUGUUAUCUUGUGUUUUUGUGACUGUAUGAAUAGCAGACCACCAGGGAGAUUUGGAAAAAUGAUUUACAAAACAUUUCCAGCUGCCUCAGACGUGAAUAAGGCAACACCAUACAAUGAUAGAAGAAAAAUGGGACAUUUUUCAUGGUCCUUGGUAAAUAAUGGUGACAAGGAUCAGCUGAUUGUAAAUCUCUAUGUAGUGCACAAGUGGACCUUCAAGUCAAAAGGCCAGACGUCAUUUCCGGUGCUUAUUUUUGGUGCUUUGGAGCUUGCCCUCAAGAGAUUAUCAAAGCUUCUUGCAGACGAAUGGAAGAAAAACUCACAAAACGAGUUUGGUUUGAGCAUUGGUACAUACAGUCCUUACAAAGUUGAACCUGAAAAAUUCAACAGCACAUUAAAGGAAAGCUUUGAACUUCCUGUUAAAGUAUUCGCUGAUUCAGCCAUUGAUUAAGCCCCAAACACAUCACUACUACUCACUGUUUCCUACUCUGCGGUCCUAUCUGUGUAAAUGGACAAAUUGCGUUGUUGUACUUGUGUUCGUGUUCUAAUUUAAAAGUCCUUUACUAAAAGACAGUCUUAUUAAAAUAAUGAUUAUUUGAACUCUUGAAGGAAUGGAGUGCUUCAGAAAACGUGAAUCAAGAACGAAUACAAAACAAAACAAAAAAGCCAUUAAAUACAUGUACAUCAGGUCAAAAACGUUUCUUGCUUCUGUGGUCUUUCUUCUUUAUUGGACUUAGAUUAACUCGAACACUCAACAGUAAUAUUCACUUUCGCCAUUAUUUCCUAUAAAAGUUUCUAAGCGCUUUGGAAUGUAU